AGCCAUACCAUGGCGGGAGCUGUCAUGGGGCUGCUCCGUGCUGAGGAGGGGACGUGGGAGCCUCACAGUGAUGGCGACACGGCGCUGUCACCCCACAGCCACCCCAGGCCCUUUCCUUGUCGCCAGGGUGGCCCCAGGCUGUGUCACCUACUCCGUGCGUCCCCCCCCGGCGGGCUGCGAUGGCGGCGAGCCGGGCUCUGAGUGCCCUGCUCCUCCGGGCCGCCGCCCGGCCGCCGCUCGCUGCCUGCGCCCGCAGCAACUCCAACCGCGCCGCCAUCGGGCACCUGCAGCGGCAGCGCUACGGGCGGCUCUACCCGCUGCUGCUCGUCGGCACCGACGGCUCCACCGUCCGCCUGCGCUACGGCGAGCCCAAGAGGAUCCUCAUGAUGCCCCUGGACAGCAACACGCUGCCCGAAGCCGAGCGCAAGGCUCGUCUGCGCCGCCACUUCCCCAGCAAGCCUAAGGCCAAGGAGGAGGAAACCUUCGAGGGCAUCGACCUGGACACCUACAAGAAGUUCUGGAAGAAGUGAAGCGCUGAAACCACAAGUGUUUCGACGUAUAAAUAAACGUAUAAAUAAAAACAUACAUAAGUA
Onychostruthus taczanowskii (white-rumped snowfinch) is the source of this 593-nucleotide messenger RNA. RefSeq names its product mitochondrial ribosomal protein L55 (gene MRPL55). The record is from RefSeq and is a predicted model, not a curated record. NCBI's taxonomy places the organism in Eukaryota, Metazoa, Chordata, Aves, Passeriformes, Passeridae. Gene Ontology annotation, molecular function: structural constituent of ribosome. The coding region runs from base 180 to 530 and encodes 116 amino acids. The transcript has 3 exons. Gene Ontology annotation, biological process: translation. Gene Ontology annotation, cellular component: mitochondrial large ribosomal subunit.